AUGGUGGGCAUGAAGGUGGACCUCCAGCACGAGGGCGAGGACGGCUGCCGGCGCGUGACGUUGAACGAAAAGUGGCAGAAGAAGCGCUGCGGCCUGCUCUUCAAGGUCGCGGGCCUCGCGAGCGAGGACGAGCUCAUCCUCUCGAGGCAGGGGUCGUCGAAGGUCCUCGACCUCGCGGCGCCCAUCGGCGAGGCCCUGCGCGACGGCGAGACGUACGUCGUGCGCCAGCGGAGCGUCGCCGCGGCGCGGUCGGCCAUGGCCCUGCCGGCGGCGCCGUCGGGCGCGCACCCGCCGGCCGCGGUCGCCGCGGAGGCCGCGGCGGCGAAAGACGCGGAAGCCGCCGCGCGCAAAAAAGAGGAGGAAGCCCGGGCCCUGGCGGCGAAGAAGCGGGCGCGCGACGCGGAGCGCGCGGCCCAGGCCAAAGCCGGCGCGGCGCCGCCGUCGAGCGCCGCGCUCAACCGCGAGGCCGCCGCGGGGCUCCGCGAGUCCGGAAACGAGAAGUUCCGCGCGGGCGACCUCGAGGCCGCGGAGCAGUUCUACAAGGUGGCCAUCAAGGCCGCGCCCGGCGACGCGCGGUCGCGGGCGAAUCUCGCGGCCAUCGCGCUCAAGCAGGGGCGCUUCGUCGACGCGGCGCGGUACGCGGCGGCCGCGCUCGAGCGCCAGGAGCGCGAGCCCAACGUCGGCAAGUGGUGGUUCCGCCUCGGCCGGGGCCAGCACGGCAUGAAGCGCUUCGCCGACGCGCUCAACUCCUUCCACAGCGGCCUCCAGGCCGCGGACGCGACGCCGGGGUCGCAGCUCCGGAACGACCUCGCGAAGGCCAUGGAGACGGCGGAGAAAGCAUUGCGCCAGCAGUGGGCCAAGGUCGCGGAGCUCAGCGGCCGCGCGGCCAAGGAGGAGGGGAACCGGUCCACGUACCGCUGGCUCACGGAGUCGCUCCUCGACUGCGACCCGACGAACGUCUACGCGCUCCAGCAGCUGGGCGCGCUCGCGCUCGAGGAGUGCGUCGGCCCCGUCGGCCGCCGCGACGCGAAAUUCGCCGGGUUGGCACCGCCGGAGGACGACGCCGCGGGCGAGCGGAGCGACGACGAGGCGCCGGAGGUCGGCGCGGGCGACGACCCGGCGUUCGCCGUCGAGCUCCUGCGGUUCGUGAAAAAAGGCGCGGCGCACAAGGAGGUGCGGCGCGCCUACCCGGACGCCAUGCUGCGGUCCAUGCGGCGCAAGCGGUUGCGGCGCGUGCGGCUCGCGCUCGAGCUCGGGCUCCGGGCGUUGCUGGCCGACCUCGCGGCGCGGCGCGAGCCCGAGCUCCGCGAGCCCGCCGUCGCGUCCCUGGGCAACAUGCCGCUCCCCGAGGACGAGUCCACGCUCAACGAGGUGCGCGCGGGGUUGCACCUGGCCCUGGGCAACUGCCACCGGGCCCUCGGGGCGCCCGCGCACGCGGUCGCGCGGCAUUUCACGAACGCGUGCGAGGCCGGCACGAAGAACGUCGUCGCCUGGAGCUCGCUGUCGCAGACGCUCCUCGACAUGGGCGACCGGCGGUCCGCCGCGGCCUGCCACGCGGGCGCCGUGGAGCGCGGCGUCUGGGAGCACCCCGCGCAGCGGCCGUGCGGCUUCGCGCGGGGCCUGGGCAGGGGCCUCAAAGGCGGCGGCUUCUGGGACCCGGCGCGGGCGCCGGACCUGCUGCGCGCGCUCCGGGGCGCCCGGGCGGAGAUCUUAGCCGAGGCGUCGGCGCUCAUGCGCGGCCACGCGGCGCUGCGGCGCGGCGCCGCGGGCGACCUGGGCGGCGUGCCGCGCGCGCGCGUCGCCGGCGAGGACAUCGACAAGGUCUUCCGCCCCUACGCGUCCAAGGCCCUGGAGGCCGGCGGCGAGUGGGGCGACUUCGGCCUGCGCUUCAACGGCAUGACGAACACGCGGAACUGCGCCGCGUGCCCCGUCACGGCGAACGCGAUCGCGUCCUGCGAGGCCGCGCACACGGCCGUCAUGGGCAGCGCCUACUUUUCGCUGCUCCAGCCGAAGACGCACCUCAAAGCCCACUGCGGGCCGACGAACCUGCGCCUGCGCAUGCACUUUGGCCUCUUCGUGCCAAAGGGCUGCCGCAUCCGCGUCCACGACGAGACGCGCGCGUGGAAGGAGGGCGAGUGCCUCCUCUUCGACGACAGCUUCGAGCACGAGGUCUGGAACGACUCCGACGAGCCGCGCCUCGUGCUGAUCAUCGACGUCUGGCACCCGGACCUGAAGACGGACAGGCAGCGGCUCAAGCACCUCGACGCGGCCCAGAAGACCAAGUACAAGAUGCUCAAGAUGGGCCACGUCGAGGACACGGAGGAGUCGGGGCACUAG
This is a messenger RNA of Aureococcus anophagefferens, 2337 nucleotides long. RefSeq lists its product as hypothetical. The transcript has 2 exons. Gene Ontology annotation, biological process: peptidyl-aspartic acid hydroxylation. The record is from RefSeq and is a predicted model, not a curated record. Bases 1 to 2337 code for a protein of 778 amino acids. Lineage: Eukaryota; Pelagophyceae; Pelagomonadales; Pelagomonadaceae. Gene Ontology annotation, molecular function: protein binding; peptidyl-aspartic acid 3-dioxygenase activity. Gene Ontology annotation, cellular component: endoplasmic reticulum.